AUGUCGCAGCCCACAAACCUGAAGCGGAAGCGUCCCACAAAGCCGCGCGACGUCUGGCUGAACGUCUCCGCCGUCGAAGCGAGCGGCCAGCACAAAGGCCUCUCCGCCCGCCAAGCCGCCGCCGCGGUCUACACCGAGCACCUCACCCUCACCGACGAGCAGAAGGCCUCCCUCGACCAGCUCUACGCCCCCGACGGCAAGCCCCCGCAGGACCGCGAGUUCGCGCUGGACAACGCCGCCGCGCAGACCGAGGCCGCCGCGUUCCUCGCCAGCCUCCGCCUCGACAUCGUCCCCGAGUCCCAUGGCCAGCUGGGCAGCCCCUGGAGCGUGAAGUGGGCCAGUCGGGACGGGCGCAGGCCUACGAAGUCGCAGAAGCAGACAAAGAGGGUCUUGUUCCAGUGCGACUGCGGCUACGAUCGCAAGGUCGUCGGUGUCAGGCGGCGACACACCACCUCCGAGACCUUUGACUUCACGGGCUGCCUCGCCCAUGCCGAGGUCACCUAUGCUACCGUGAGCGGUGCCGUCCUUCGCGUCCGUGGCAUCUUCGAGCACAACGACGCAUGCAAAACGAUACAGGCAUCUGUGGUCCACCAGCAUGACUGGCGGCCAUCGACUCCGCUGGCGACAUCGUCGACAACCUCUUUCUUCAGGCUUUCCCAGCCACUCCCGCAGGACGCUCCCUCGCCUGCCUACGAACACAGUGGGCAGGCUGCUUCUGCCGCCCCCAAUCCAGCUAUAUCCACCGCCAGCCUCGAUAACAGCUGUGAUAUCCUCGGUGAUGAGACCUGUGUAAUAUGCGGCACGGACAUUGUCGAAACGUGGUGUGUCAUCUCGCCGUCCGAGCGGAAGACGUGGGAUGAUCUACGGGAACGUGGCAAUGUACCAGCCAACUCCACAUCCGCAGCCCACGAACGUCGGAACACCAUAACGCUCUGCCCGAACCACCACAAGCGACUCGCCACCUACCAAGCAUUCAUCCGCUUUUGCCCCGAGCUGAACAAAUACGUGUUCGUGAACCACAGCGGCGCCCCGGCCGAGGCACCCUUCCACGGCAAGGCCGUCGCACUCGAGAGCCACCACGCUAACGCGCCCUUUCCCUCCCUCUUCCUCGUCCAUGAGUACCGCGUCCGGGGAUUCUUCCCCUUUCGUGAGCCCGCGCUCGACGUCGCUCUGCCAGUACCCUGGCAGGAUUGGCUCCUCGCUCGCGGCGUCAUCGACGCGAAAGGGGACAUCAGACGCGAGCGCCCUGCGGGGACGAAUAUGCCCACGCAGAGUGGGGCUUCGACACCGCUGCCUGCGUGCUCUUGGCUUGAUCUAGCCCCCGGGUGUUCGCCUCCGGGCCUCUAUACCAUUGCACCUCCGACGUCGGAUGUUGCAGCGCGCAUCGUGGCUGCUACGCACAAUCUGCCGACCUGGACCGCGUGCGAACUCGAGGGACGGGACUCGGAAGGGCUUGCAACGAGGUUUACAGGACACCAACAGACUAUCACGAACGAUGAGGCGCAGUGCCCGACGCCCGACAGUGUACUGUGA
This is a messenger RNA of Rhodofomes roseus, 1533 nucleotides long. RefSeq lists its product as uncharacterized. The record is from RefSeq and is a predicted model, not a curated record. The coding region runs from base 1 to 1533 and encodes 510 amino acids. The transcript has 4 exons. Lineage: Eukaryota; Fungi; Basidiomycota; Agaricomycetes; Polyporales; Fomitopsidaceae.